Messenger RNA from Nematocida minor, 657 nucleotides. RefSeq lists its product as uncharacterized. The record is from RefSeq and is a predicted model, not a curated record. Bases 1 to 657 code for a protein of 218 amino acids. Lineage: Eukaryota; Fungi; Microsporidia. The transcript has a single exon.
AUGAAACUUUCGUAUAGAGAAGACAGCAGAGUGCAAAAUGCCAUAGGAAAGAGCGAAAAGAUGUUCUUUCGCGGGCUGGUGGAUGAGAAUGGGUUCUAUGAGAAGGAAGAGAGCGUGAAAAUAAGCGACAUAAUAGAAAACUACGGAGACUUUACCAUAAAAGCUGAAAAGAACGGGACAGUUGCCAUUGUCAGCAUAAAGAUUCAUCUAAAGCAGAAUGAACAUCCAAAAGAAGAGAGCGAACGUGCAGAACAGACAGAUCUGGUGCUAGAAGGGGAAAGGUGCUCAGUGGAUGUAUCUGCUGCAGUUAUCAGGGACACAGGGUCAGUGCAGGAGAUCAUCCAGGCUUGUCUAUCUGUGGCCCAGCAGAAAAUGUCAGUGCCCGACGUAAAGAAGCUAUUUGGGACUAAAAAAUCAGUCUCAUACGAUAUUUUCAGACAGAUGGAAACAAAGAGAAAUCAGAACACAAAAACAGCAACGUAUGGAUCGGUUGAGGAAAGUUUUUACAUCUCUCCGAUACUCCAAGAGAGAAGCGCCUCUGAUGCCGUUGUGACCAUCACUUCCAGCGGAGAGAGCAUCACAAGAGUUGAAAUGGAGCAGGGCGCAAUAGCCCCCAGUGUUCUACAGAAAAUCAUCCAUUUCCAUCUGAUGCACUAG